GAAAAUGAACAAAAUAAGUAUUUAAUUUCUCACUUCGCUGUUCUUCUCUUUCAUUCCCUCGUUUUUUCUACUGAAACUUGCGCCAAACGCUGAAGCAAUUUGACCUUGCUCAUCAACCACGCUUGGGGAGAACUCCAUUUUAGGACAUUGAAGCAGAGGAUGGAGAAGCUGAAGUGAAGAGAUUGUAUUUUAAAGUUCUUUCUUAUUUUUUUUAGCUACUAGUAUUAAAAGCCCCAAAAGAGGGAGAGCAGGUAGAUAGAGAAGGAAGAGGACAGGCCAAUACAAUUAGUGGUGAACCCAUUUAUACAUUUCCCCCACUUUCUACUCUCAACUCUCACUUAUGGAUUUGGAUAUGGACCUUGAUGAUAUUUUCAGAGAUGAUGAAGACGACUUUGACAAUGAUUUCUAUCAGCAAAGAGAGGCAACCAAAGAUUUUGUUGUGUACUUGGUUGAUGCUUCCCCAAAAAUGUUCAACACUACUUCUCCAGACGUGGAUAACAUGGAUGAAAAUCAUUUCCAUAUUGCUCUCAGUUGCAUCUCACAGUCAUUGAAAUCACAAAUCAUCAAUAAUUCAUAUGAUGAAGUUGCUAUAUGCUUCUUUAAUACAAGGGAAAAGAAGAAUUUGCAGGACUUAAAUGGUGUCUUUGUUUUUAACGCUGCCGAUCGAGAUCAGUUAGACAGGCCAACUGCAAGGCUAAUUAAAGAGUUUGAUCUUUUAGAGGAGUCAUUUAUGAAAGAAAUUGGGAGUCAGUAUGGUAUUGUCUCUGGAUCUCGAGACAAUUCUCUUUACAAUGCAAUAUGGGUAGCGCAGGCACUGUUGCGCAAAGGGUCUGCUAAGACUGCGGACAAGCGGAUACUUUUGUUUACCAAUGAAGAUGAUCCUUUUGGAAGUUUAAAGGGAGCUGUGAAGAUGGACAUGGUCAAUACGACAUUGCAGAGGGCUAAAGAUGCACAAGAUCUUGGCAUCUCAAUUGAAGUUCUACCCCUGAGUCGGCCUGAGGAGGAAUUCAACAUUUCUCUGUUCUAUGCUGACUUAGUUGGACUGGAAGGUGAUGAGCUAGCUCAGUUUAUGCCUUCGGCAGGAGAAAGGUUGGAAGAUAUGAAAGAUCAGCUGAGAAAGCGUUUAUUUAAAAAGCGCAUAGUUAGAAAAAUCAAUUUCGCAAUUGCCAAUGGUUUGUCCAUUGAACUAAACACAUAUGCUUUAGUUCGUCACACUACUCCUGGAGCAAUUACAUGGUUGGAUUCUGUCACCAACCAUCCUUUAAAGACUGAAAGGUCUUUCAUCUGUGCGGACACUGGGGCAUUGCUUCAGAAUUCUACUAAACUCUUUUACUCUUAUAAAAAUGAAAAUAUCAAGCUUUCUGUGGAAGAGCUAUCAGAGAUAAAAAGGGUGUCUGCUAGAAAUCUUCGUUUGCUUGGAUUCAAGCCAUUAAGUUGCUUGAAGGAUUACCACAACUUAAGGCCAUCGACAUUUCUUUUCCCAAGUGAAGAGGACGUAAUUGGUAGCACAUGCCUUUUUAUUGCAUUGCACAGAUCCAUGUUGCGGCUAGAGCGAUUUGCUGUUGCAUUUUAUGGCGUUCCAUCUCGUCCUCAAUUAGUUGCUCUUGUUGCUCAGGAAGAAAUAGUUAAGGCUGGUGGUCAGGUUGAGCCCCCAGGCAUGCACAUGAUAUAUCUCCCAUAUUCUGAUGAUAUCAGAGACAAUGAAGAGCUUCAUUCAAGUGUUGAUGCACCUUGUGCAACUGAUGAGCAAAUCAGAAAGGCUGCCUCUUUAAUAAAACGUAUAGACUUGAGAGAUUUUUCAGUAUGCCAAUUCGCUAACCCCGCUUUGCAGCGACAUUAUGCAGUUUUGCAGGCUCUAGCUUUGGAAGAAGAUGAGAUGCCAGACAUUAAAGAUGAAACAGUGCCUGAUGAGGAAGGCAUGUCUAGACCAGGCGUGGUUAAAGCUUUGGAAGAGUUUAAGCUUUCAAUCUAUGGGGACCAUUAUGAUGAGGAAAUCGAAAAUGCUGGAGACAAGAAGGAAAGUGAAGCCUCCAAAAAGAGAAAAGCUACUUCCGAAAUUGCAGUUCAGGAGUAUGCAAAGUAUGAUUGGAGUAAACUUGCAGACAACGGAGAGUUGAAAGAUUUGACUGUAACAGAGUUAAAGUACUAUCUAACAGCAAACAACAUUCCUGUUGCUGGUAAGAAGGAAGCUCUGAUCAGUAGAAUAUUGUCUCAUAUGGGGAAAUAAGCAAGGUUAGUUUGUUUUUUCAUGUAUACCAUUGUUAUGAUCUUUGACACAAGCUGUUCACCAGUGGUCAUUUUGUAUUUUGUACUUAAUUGUCUGUUGACACUUGCAUAAUAGAGAAGUGUUUAUUCUCUUUAAUAAUACAAUGAAGCGAAAAACAUGUAGAUGCAUUUCUCUAUAUUUGUGAUAUGAAUUGAAAGCUAAUUGGACACUGUCUUUUCUGUUUUAA
This is a messenger RNA of Cannabis sativa, 2453 nucleotides long. Its product is annotated as ATP-dependent DNA helicase 2 subunit KU70. Gene Ontology annotation, cellular component: nucleus; Ku70:Ku80 complex. Lineage: Eukaryota; Viridiplantae; Streptophyta; Magnoliopsida; Rosales; Cannabaceae. The coding region runs from base 341 to 2227 and encodes 628 amino acids. Gene Ontology annotation, biological process: cellular response to X-ray; telomere maintenance; double-strand break repair via nonhomologous end joining. The transcript is spliced from 20 exons. The record is from RefSeq and is a predicted model, not a curated record. Gene Ontology annotation, molecular function: telomeric repeat DNA binding; double-stranded DNA binding; damaged DNA binding.